AUGGACAGACUUCUAAGUCCUGACAAAAGCAACUCAAUCAAACAUCCACAACUAUCAAAGCCAAGGCUCUUCACAGCAAAACGCUUGGCACAUACCUUCAUAUACACUAUGAACAAGGUCCGUGAUGUUCCUGCUGCUGCAAUUGGCAAGAUUUCCAGGGGCACUGGGAAACUUCCAAAGAGAGGGCAGAUAAAGUCAAGGAUAGCAGCAAAUGCUUUCCACUCCAUUGUUUCCGUUCUAUACAAAGCCUCUUCAAAUCAACAUCAUUCCCAGAGGAAAAGCUACCUGAGGAAGGCAUAA
Molecule: messenger RNA, 300 nt
Organism: Dovyalis caffra
Lineage: Eukaryota; Viridiplantae; Streptophyta; Magnoliopsida; Malpighiales; Salicaceae
Source: the annotation of a GenBank genome assembly